Messenger RNA from Hydractinia symbiolongicarpus, 1658 nucleotides. Its product is annotated as cyclic AMP receptor-like protein A. The transcript has a single exon. Gene Ontology annotation, molecular function: G protein-coupled receptor activity. Lineage: Eukaryota; Metazoa; Cnidaria; Hydrozoa; Anthoathecata; Hydractiniidae. Gene Ontology annotation, biological process: adenylate cyclase-activating G protein-coupled receptor signaling pathway; cell surface receptor signaling pathway. The record is from RefSeq and is a predicted model, not a curated record. Bases 146 to 1099 code for a protein of 317 amino acids. Gene Ontology annotation, cellular component: plasma membrane.
AAUAAGAAGUAUCGCAGAAAUCCUGAGUAAAUUAGACUAAGCAAAUGUACAUAUUUAUUUUUCUCAUGACUCUUCUUAAAGUAAAUGAAUCUAGAUUUAUUAUCUAAAUAUUUUUAUACUUUUAUUGAUUAGCUUUAGAUUAAACAUGAAUGAUUCCCAAGUGGUCAGCACAUGCAUUUGGUCAGAAAAACAUCAACGCAAAACCAUACUUGCCUUGCAGCGUACAUUCUCAGCAUUAUCACUAGUUGGUUGCAUAUUUAUCGUUGUAUUAAUAUGGCUGUUCAAAACAUACAAAUAUUUUGUACAAAGAUUAAUUCUAUUUCUUAGCAUAUCUGCCGCCUUUCAAAGCUUUAGUUUUAUACUGGGUGACUUGUAUGAAAAUGAUACCAUGUGUCAAUUCCAAGCUUUUAUUAUGCAAUAUUUUGGUUGGGCUACUUUGUUAUGGGUUUUGUGCAUCACAAUCAAUAUUAUUUUGGUUGUUCGAGGAGUUGUUAAUACAGAGAAGUUCGAGAAAUGGUAUCACCUGAUCUGUUGGCUGCUUUCAGUUUUUUGGGCUAGCUUACCAUUUAUUGGAAAAAAAUAUGGUCCUGCAUGUGUUUGGUGUUGGAUUAAACAAGAUGCAACAGCAUUAAGAUUUGGUACUUGGUAUGUUCCAAUCUUCUUAGUAAUCCUGUUUUUAGUGUUUGCUUAUGUUUAUAUUGUCCUAAAAGUUUUUGUGCGAAGUGGUCGUUGGAGUGGAACAUACAACGCAGAAGUUGAACAUGAUAAUGCAAUGUUACUAAAAGAGGUGAAGCCACUAGCGUCGUUUCCAUUGAUUUACUUGAUAUUGACUAUCCCAACGUUAAUUUAUCGUAUUGAAGAUGCUGUUCACCCGCACCAGUUACCAAAGUACUUCCUGUUAAUUCUUAGUGUUAUAUUUAGUCCUUCUGUUGGAGCACUAAAUGCAGUCGCAUUUGCAUUUUAUGGAGAAUUUCAGUCAUUGCUUACAUGGAAUCAAAUUAAGUCUGCAUUUUUGUCGCGAUUUUCCUCAACGGCUCACGUAACUCAUAAUUAUGAUGUUGGGGAUGAUGAGGAAUCUAUUUUCGAUCCACGUGUGUGAGAUUAAUAAACAAGAGGAACUAAAAGCCAUUUAUGUACUUGGCAUUAAUUUUUGUUAAAGUGGAACAUUUAUUAUUAAUUUUUCUACAUCAUAAACAUUAAAAGCAUUCAUCAUAGAAAAUAUUUUUAAUUUAACUUUUUCUAUAUGUAUUAAAACCGAAAUUAAUUUGUUUUAUUGGCUUAUCUUUAUCUGUUGUACUUUUUAUCCAAAUAUGUAUGAAUCUGAUGCAAGCAAAUUGCUAGUUAUUGCUGAGAAAAAGAAAAAAUAGGUAUAAACUAGCUUCACUGAAUUGAUUUUCUUAACUUUUUCAUUAUGUAUAUUUACAUCUGUUUUUCGAAAGUAUCAAUACUUUUCAUAUUAUAGCUAUACCUCCCCUUUAAGUUUUUAUUUUUAUAUCAAAAAAGAGAUUUAUUUAAACCUGCACUUUUUCAGUUUGUCCACACAGAUAUGUCACACAUUUUGUGAAAUGUUAUUAAUGCAUUUUUUUUGUAACUGUAUCAUCAACUUACAAAAUUGCUGGUUCCAUUCCAUCAACCAUUAGAAAUCAGACUUGUCUUAA